AUGCCUGCUUCCACUCGCUCUCCACCAACGGCCCCGUCGUCGACUCCUUCGAGGUUGUGCCCGUCCGUCCACUACCCCGUGCCCGAGGCUCCCCGUCGCCGGCCCCCGCGCGCUGCAUCGACCCCCCGCGUCUCCUCUGCCCACGGCUGGACGCCCCGCGCCCGCCGGUCUCGCCCGGGCCGGCUCCGCCUCCGUCCGCGGCUUUGCCUCCCCGCGUCGACCCGGCCGCCCCACACCGGCUCCGGCUCCCCGCGUCGACCCGGCCACCCCACGCCAGGUCCGGCUCCCGCGCCGCCCCUCGCCGCCUCCGGCUCGGUGCCCCGCCGGCCUCGUCUUCAACCCGGCCCGCCGCCUCCGCUCCCGCGCCGCGUCCUGGCCGCCGGCUGCUGCCGUGACCCCGCCGCCGGCCGCUGCGGCAUCCCGGCCUCCUGCGAUGGCCGGCUCCGCCCGAUGACCCGGCCUGCCGGCUUCCCCGGCGACCCAGCCUGCCGGCUCCCCCGCAACCCGGACGCCGACUUCUGGCGCGACCCGGCCGUUGGCUUCCGCCGCGUCCCGCUCCUAUCGGCUCGUCAGGCAGAGCAUAAAAAGAAUAGAGAGAAGAAAAGAAGAGGUCGGCUGGAGUGUGUCUGA
Molecule: messenger RNA, 630 nt
Organism: Aegilops tauschii subsp. strangulata
Lineage: Eukaryota; Viridiplantae; Streptophyta; Magnoliopsida; Poales; Poaceae
Source: RefSeq, a predicted model, not a curated record